Penicillium manginii is the source of this 4194-nucleotide messenger RNA. It is a transcript of the gene pan1, whose product is annotated as actin cytoskeleton-regulatory complex protein PAN1. NCBI's taxonomy places the organism in Eukaryota, Fungi, Ascomycota, Eurotiomycetes, Eurotiales, Aspergillaceae. The record is from RefSeq and is a predicted model, not a curated record. The transcript has 7 exons. Gene Ontology annotation, molecular function: actin binding; calcium ion binding. The coding region runs from base 1 to 4194 and encodes 1397 amino acids. Gene Ontology annotation, biological process: endosomal transport; endocytosis. Gene Ontology annotation, cellular component: plasma membrane; cytoplasm.
AUGUACUCCUCGUCGAAUUCCUUCGUCGGCGGUGGUGCUGGUGGCCGACCCGGCCAGGCACCAUUCAUGCAACAGCAACAGCAGCAACCCCAAUACUCGCAAUUCCCUCAGGGACAACAGCAGCAACCAAUGCAGCCUCAAGCAACGGGAUUCGUGCCCCAGCCGACCGGUUUCGCCGGCCAGCCUUCACCGUUUGGCAAUGCGCAGCUCCAACCUCAGGCCACUGCUCCAGCCACAGUUCACUGGGUACCCCGGACAGCCCCAACAGCCCCAGCCGACCGGCUUCCAGCCUCAAUAUACCGGAUUCCAAAACCAGAACCAGACUCAGUCACAGCCACCCGUGCCGCCCUGCCCCCAAAGAAUGGCGCUCGCAUCCCAAGUAUCCGAUUGUCGUUCAUUACCGCUCAGGACCAAGCCAAGUUCGAGCAGCUGUUCAAGUCUGCAGUCACCGAUAGCAAAACAAUGGAUGGCGACAAAGCGAGGGAUCUCCUGAUGCGCUCGAAGCUUACGGGCACUGAUCUUUCUAAAAUUUGGGUUCUGUCUGACUCUACCAAGUCCGGCCAGCUCUUCUUCCCGGAAUUCGCAUUGGCAAUGUAUCUAUGUAAUCUGCGCCUGACUGGCCGUGAGCUCCCCUCCGCAUUGCCCGAUACCAUCAAGAAUGAGGUCUCGAGCAUGGUUGACAUCAUCUCGUUCGAUGUCCCCGACACGCAGCCCGAGCCGGCCCAGCGUACUAAUGUUCCUAAUUUCGAUGGCUCUGUGCUCCAGAACAACUCCACACCCCCAAUAGUCCAGCAGCCUCAGCCUCAACAACCAAGCAACACACAGCUCUUGAACCAACUUACUGCGCAACCCACUGGAUUCUUCAACCAGCAGACCGGCAUGCAGCCUCAGCAAACCGGUUUCCCAGGCCAAAAUCAGUCGCAAUUCCUUCAGGCUCAGCAGACUGGAUUCAUGGCCAACCCGCAAGCCACAGGAUACAGUGGUCCCCGACCUCCAAUGCCGCCUAUGCCUACUGGUUUCGCCUCCAACCUGAGCCCUGCCCAGACUGGCGGUCUACAGGCACAGCCUACGGGUAUUCCUGGACAGUGGGGCUUCAUUAACACGCCCUCGCAGGGUCUCCCUAAUAUCGAGGCCAUGAAGCAGCAACUCAUGCCGCAACCUGGCCGCGAAGGAGGGUUUACUACCGCCAAUCUUUCCGGAAACGCUAAAGUUGCCUGGGCUAUUACCAAGGAAGAAAAGAAGAUCUACGACGAUCUAUUCCGUGCCUGGGAUGGUUUCCGAAAGGGUUUUAUCAGUGGCGAGACUGCUAUUGAGAUCAUGGGUCAGAGUGGUUUGAACCGAAACGACCUCGAGCGGAUUUGGACUUUGGCCGAUCCUAAUAACCGUGGCCGUCUCAAUAUGGACGAGUUCGCCGUGGGAAUGCAUUUGAUCUACAGAGCUCUCAACGGAUAUCCCGUUCCUGCUCCUCAUUCCCCCUCUACUAGACAUCUGAAUGAUUCCAUCGGCACGGUCAAGUCGCUUCUGUCGCAGGAUGCUGAGACCCGGAAGACCACCGGGGCAUUCUUGCAGCCUCAGAAGACUGGAGUCAGCUACUUGAAGGACCACUCCUUCCGCGGUGGUGCUAAUAACCAGCCUGGGGCUACUCGCAAGGAUGCGACGAUGUUCAAGAACAAUGAUUCUGCAGGCGGCUACCGUUCAAGCGCCCGUCGCCGUGUUGGUAACGAUACUCGCACACCAUCCCCAGCUCCUUCUUCUCAAAAUUCCGAGGGCGAUGACCUCACUCCCGACCAGCUGCGAAAGAAGAUUCGCGAAGCCAAGGUUAUGCUUGAUGCCGUUGACUUCCAAGAUGAAAACCGUGCUGAGGAUGAUGACGUCCAUGAUCGUCGGGACCGCCGUGAAGCAGAGAGCCUCAUGGAACGUAUCCGACGCGUCCAGGACGAUAUCGAUACUCAUCCCAAUGCUAGCUUCCGUCAGCUUGAUAGUGGGGCCGAGCGCAGAUCUCUCCGUCGCCAGCUUCAAGGCUAUGAAGACCAGGUUCCGCAGGCUGCCUCGGAUGUUCGACGCAUUGAGCGUGAGAUCGCCGAGGCCAAGCUUGAACUUUUCCGCUUGAAGGAUGCUAAGGCGCACCCCACCAGCGCGGGUAACAUCGUUGGUACUGGACCCGGUGGUGCGAUUACCGAGGCAGAUCGGAUCAAGGCGCGCGCGCGCGCGCGUAUGCAGGCUCGUGCUGCUGAGCUGGCAGGACGUCCUGCUCCCGCUGCGGAGGGUGACGAUGGCGAGGCCGCUCGCCGCUUGGAGAGCGAGAGCGCAGACGUGAAGGCGGAGCGAGAGCGUAACGACGUUAUGACCCGUGACGUUGAAGAAAGCGUUCGAGAGUUUACCCGCAGUCUUGAGGACAGUCUCCGCGACGAAGGCGAGAAUUCCACUCGCGAACACGAGAAGCGCCGUUGGGAGGAUGCUCUUGGCGUUGAGGAUAUCACUCGUGAUUUCAUCUAUGAUUUGAGCCGCAACAGCAAGACUGCGCAUGUGCGCAAGGACGAUCGUGAGCGCUCAACCCAGGAGCAGCGCCGCACCCCUGCUGCCGAGGAGGCACCAGUCCGUCCUUACAUGCCGCCAUCUACUGGCUCCUCGGGAUCUACCCCCGGGAAUACACACGAGGACCGCGUUGCCGCUGCUAGGGAGCGUGCGCAGAAGCGGAUUGCCGAGCGUAUGGCUGCUGCUGGUCUGAAGCCUGCCAGCUCUGAAGAGACCCUCGUGCAACGCCAGGAGCGGGAAAGGAAAGAGCGUGAAGAGCGCGUGCGACGUGCCGAGGAGGAAGAUGCUAAGCGCGAGCAAGAGAGAUCUCGCCGUUUGGCCGAGGAGAAGGGUGAUUCUGCACCCGCAGCAGCUGCUCCCAAGGCGGCCGGCAAGAAGCCUCCACCUGCUCCUCCCACUCGCAGAGCCCGGACCGAUAGUGCCGGUCAAGCUGACUCGAAGAAGGCGGAUGAGGCUGCCAAGGAACAUGCUGUCCGUGAACAGGCCAUUAAGGAAGAACAGGAGGCCCAGGAGGCAGAGACAAAGCGUCUCGAGGUCGAGGCCCAGUCGCACGAGGAUGAGUUCGAGAAAGAGAAGCAGGCCCAAGCUGCCCGGCUCCGUGCUCUUGAGGAGCAAGUCCGACAAGGCAAGGUGAAGAAGCAGGAGGAGAAGCGCCGUAAGGCUGAAGCCGCGCGCGAAGCCAAGGACAACGAAGCUCGUCUCGCAGCCCAACGUGCCGAACUCGAAGCUGCAAAGGAACGUGAGCGCCAAUUGCAGCUUGAACUUGAAGGCAUCGAUGAUGAGAGCUCUUCAGAUGACGAGGGCCCCGACGAUAUCACUCCUCAACAUAGCACUCCUACCCAGAGCCAAGUUCUGAGUGCGCCGCCACCCGUUCCCACAAUCUCCAUCCCCGAGCCUCCCGCGCAAGAAAUCGAGACGGCCUUCAGCCCCGAGCAGCAGCCUACCUCUCCUGAGAGCUCUCGCUCCCAGCCUGCAGCUACCCCGGAUGCUGAGUCCAAGAACCCCUACUACAAGUCCUUGGGCCAGGGCCAGCAACCCGCAGACUCGACCCCAGCGACCUCCCCUCCUGCCGCGCAGUCUACGAACCCCUUCCACCGCCUCCAGCAACAAGAAGCCAUCAAGCCCGCAUUUACCGGCGCCGGUCCCCUGGAGCGCAAGAGCCGUGCUCGCCCCGAAGAAGACGAUGACUGGUCCGCCGCCGGCUCCGACGCCGACUCGUCCGAUGACGAGGACGAGCGCGCAGGAGGCGGUAGCGCCAAACAACUUGCCAGCAUCCUGUUCGGCACUAUGGCUCCUCCCCGUCCCCUAAGUGCCAUGGACGAAGACAAGGCCUCUUCCGAAUACACCACCCCGGUCCAAGAGAGCCCUAUUGCGCCCCCUCCCCCUCCCCCUGCACCCGCAGCUAUCCCCGGGCCCGCCAGUGAUGAUGUAUCAUCUCCUGCCGCACCAGCUGGUAUGGGCUCUGCACCCGCAGCACCGCCCCCACCACCACCCGUCUCUGGGGCUCCCGGUGCUCCACCACCACCUCCACCUGCCGCAGCUGGAGCUGGAGGUGACAACCGCUCAGCUCUGCUAGCCUCUAUCCAGGCCGGGACGGGGUUGAGGAAGACGAAGACGAAUGACCGCAGCACCAGCAAUUCUGCUGGCCGCGUGUUGUAA